This is a messenger RNA of Cetraspora pellucida, 267 nucleotides long. NCBI's taxonomy places the organism in Eukaryota, Fungi, Glomeromycota, Glomeromycetes, Diversisporales, Gigasporaceae. The record is from the annotation of a GenBank genome assembly.
CAGGUUGAAAAUGAUUUAGAACAAGGUCAAAAUUAUAACGAGAUGCAAUUGCCAGAACAAAUUGAUAAAAAAAAAAAGUCCACAAAGCCCACAAUAUUUAAAACACUUACGACUGCUUGUAAAUGUGGUGCGAAUACUUGUAAAUGUUGUGGAGCUACUUGUAAUUUUGGUGUGACUAUUUGUUGUUUCUGUUGUAUAGCAAUUAUAGUAGCUGCUAUUAUUUUACCAUUAUAUUAUGGCGCAAAAGUUCUUGGGAUUGAACAUUAG